Jaculus jaculus (lesser Egyptian jerboa) is the source of this 3472-nucleotide messenger RNA. It is a transcript of the gene Dpp4, whose product is annotated as dipeptidyl peptidase 4. Gene Ontology annotation, molecular function: serine-type endopeptidase activity; dipeptidyl-peptidase activity. Gene Ontology annotation, biological process: proteolysis. Bases 146 to 2449 code for a protein of 767 amino acids. NCBI's taxonomy places the organism in Eukaryota, Metazoa, Chordata, Mammalia, Rodentia, Dipodidae. The record is from RefSeq and is a predicted model, not a curated record. The transcript is spliced from 26 exons.
UCUGGCCGAAACUUGGCGGCGAGCGCCGGGUGACUCCGCGCAGAGCCGAGCCGCGGCGCACCACGUCCGGCAGUGUCCGCUCCUUGCUCGCUCGCGGCGGCGACUUCUGCCUGCGCUCCGGUCCGGCUCCGAGAAGACGUCGACCAUGAAGACUCCGUGGAAGGUUCUCUUGGGACUGCUGGGAGCUGCUGCGCUUGUCACCAUCAUCACCGUACCGGUGGUUCUGCUGAACAAAGAUGAAGCUACAACUGACAGCCGGAGAACUUUCUCUCUAACUGAUUACCUAAAAAAUAAUUUUAGAGUGAAGGCCUACUCUCUGCGGUGGGUUUCAGAUCAUGAAUAUCUCUACAGACAAGACAAUAAUAUCUUGCUAUUCAAUGCUGAGUCUGGAAACAGCUCUGUUUUCUUGGAGAACAGUACCUUUGAAAGCUUUGGAUAUUCUAUAAGUGACUAUUCCAUAUCUCCUGAUGGACUAUUCAUUCUCUUAGAAUACAACUAUGUGAAGCAAUGGAGGCAUUCCUACACAGCUUCAUAUGAUAUUUAUGACUUAAACAAAAGGCAACUGAUUACAGAAGAGAAAAUUCCAAACAAUACACAGUGGAUCACAUGGUCACAAGAUGGUCAUAAAUUGGCAUAUGUUUGGAACAAUGACAUUUAUGUUAAAAUUGAACCAAAUUUACCAAGUCACAGGAUUACAUGGACAGGAAAUGAAGAUAUAAUAUAUAAUGGAAUAACUGACUGGGUUUAUGAAGAGGAAGUCUUCGGUGCCUACUCUGCUCUGUGGUGGUCUCCAAACAGCACUUUUUUAGCAUAUGCCCAAUUUAACGACACAGGCGUCCCACUUAUUGAAUACUCCUUCUACUCUGAUGAGUCACUGCAGUACCCAAAGACAGUGUGGAUUCCCUAUCCAAAGGCAGGAGCUGUGAAUCCAACUGUAAAGUUCUUUAUUGUAAACACAGAGUCUCUCAGCUCAACUUCCCCUGUGAAUUCUAUUCAAAUCUCAGCUCCUGACUCAGUGUUGAUGGGAGAUCACUACUUAUGUGAUGUGACCUGGGCCACACCAGAAAGAAUAUCUUUGCAGUGGCUCAGGAGAAUUCAGAACUACUCUGUCAUGGAGAUCUGUGAUUAUAACAAGUCCAAUCUAACGUGGAAUUGCCCAUCGGCUCAGCAGCAUGUUGAGAUGAGCACCACAGGCUGGGUUGGCAGAUUUAGGCCUGCAGAGCCUCACUUCACCUCUGAUGGGAAUAGCUUCUAUAAGAUCAUCAGCAACGCAGACGGCUACAGACACAUUUGCCAGUUCCAAAAAGAUAAUAAACCCAACCAGGACUGUACAUUUAUUACAAAAGGAGCCUGGGAAGUCAUUGGAAUAGAAGCUCUGACCAGUGAUUAUCUGUACUACAUUAGUAAUGAAUAUAAGGGAAUGCCAGGAGGAAGAAAUCUUUACAGAAUCCAACUUAAUGACCACACAAAAGUGAAGUGCCUCAGCUGUGACUGGAACCCGGAAAGGUGUCAGUAUAAUUCUGUGUCAUUUAGCAAACGGGCAAAAUAUUAUCAACUACGGUGUUCAGGCCCUGGUCUGCCCCUCUAUACUCUGCAUCGCAGUGCAGAUGACAAAGAGCUAAGAGUCCUGGAAGACAAUUCAGCUUUGGAUAAAAUGCUGGAGAAUGUUCAAAUGCCUUCAAAAAAAUUGGAUUUCAUUAUGUUGAAUGAAACAAAAUUUUGGUAUCAAAUGAUCUUGCCUCCCCAUUUUGAUAAAUCCAAGAAAUAUCCUCUCCUUUUAGAAGUAUAUGCAGGCCCCUGUAGUCAAAAAGCAGAUGCUGCAUUCAGACUCAACUGGGCCACUUACCUUGCAAGUACAGAAAAUAUCAUAGUGGCUAGCUUUGAUGGCAGAGGAAGUGGUUACCAGGGAGAUAAGAUCAUGCAUGCAAUCAACAGAAGACUAGGAACCUUUGAAGUUGAAGAUCAAAUUGAAGCAGCCAGACAAUUUUCAAAAAUGGGAUUUGUGGACAGCAAACGAAUUGCAAUUUGGGGCUGGUCAUAUGGAGGGUACGUAACCUCAAUGGUCCUGGGAUCGGGCAGUGGCGUGUUCAAGUGUGGAAUAGCUGUGGCACCUGUGUCACGGUGGGAGUAUUAUGAUUCAGUGUACACAGAACGUUACAUGGGUCUCCCAACUCCGGAAGACAACCUGGACCAUUACAGGAAUUCAACAGUCAUGAGCAGAGCUGAAAAUUUUAAACAAGUUGAGUACCUCCUUAUUCAUGGAACAGCAGAUGAUAACGUUCACUUUCAGCAAUCAGCUCAGAUCUCCAAAGCCCUGGUGGAUGCUGGUGUGGAUUUCCAAGCAAUGUGGUAUACUGAUGAAGACCAUGGGAUUGCUAGCAGCACAGCUCACCAGCAUAUCUAUACUCACAUGAGCCAUUUCAUCAAACAGUGCUUCUCCUUACCAUAGCAUCUCCAAACAGCAUGCCAUUUACAGGUAGUGAAAUAAAAAAAAAUGUUUGUUCUCAUUAUGUAAAAGCUGUACUAUUAAGAUGAUGAUCUUAUAACAGUCAAAUAAAAAAUUUAGGUAAACUUUGCUCCCAAAUUUCAUACCUAUAAUCCUAAGUAAGGAUGUUUGCCUUCUCAACAGAUUAUUACAUAACAGCAAUUUGGAUUUUCCAGUCUGGUGUUGUUUACCAUUUAAAAUCACUUCCACAUCAGUUGCUGAAACAACAAAUAUAAUUUAUUUUUUAUGAGAGCUUUGCAUAGAUUCCCUGAGCAGCAUUUCAUGUUUUGUUUUUUUUUUUCUAAUCAGACUAGUCUAAAUCUUGUUUCCUUAUUUAAGGAAAUGACAAGAUAUGGGCAAUGAUGUCAUCGGGGCAGCAACAAGAAAAGGGGGAAUAGUGAGAGGAGAUCACAGGGCAUGGCUAGGAACUCAAAUCCAAGCAUCCCAGCCCAACCAGGCUACUGUCAGCUCGCCUUGAGAAGAGCUGUUCACUGCCAGACUGGCACAGUUUUCUGAGAAAGACUACUCAAACAGUCUCAGGAAAUCAUAUAUGCAAAGCACUAACUUCUAAGUAAAACCACAGCAGUUGAACAGACUCCAAAGCAAUGCAAGGGAAACUGCCAACAAUCUAAGGCCCCCAGGUGCCAGUUAUGGCUAUAGGUGCUACAAAAACACAGUAAGGGUGAUGGGAAAGCAUUGUAAAUGUGCGUUAAAAAAUUACUGAUGUUUCCUACUGAAAAGAGGCAGACUGGAACAUAUCGGCUUGCUCUGUUAAAAGUUGAAAAUAUUUGUAUCACAAAUUCUAACUUGAAAGAGACUUUGCAUCAGUUUUCUUAUUUCAUUCCUUUGAGCAUCUUAAUUAAAAUAUUUUAACUUCUUUGUAUUUUUAAUGGAAAAUAAGAUAGAAUUUUGUGUAUUAUUAUUCUUAUUCUACAUACUGUGGAAUUUCUCAUGGUCAUUUAAUAAAUGUACUUUCAUUUUUCAGAA